This is a messenger RNA of Cetraspora pellucida, 528 nucleotides long. Lineage: Eukaryota; Fungi; Glomeromycota; Glomeromycetes; Diversisporales; Gigasporaceae. The record is from the annotation of a GenBank genome assembly.
AUGUCUAAAGACUUGACAAAACCAUUCUUCAAAGAGGAUGAAAAGGAUGACAUUAAUGGAUUUCUCUUCGAUUAUAGUCGAUAUGCCAAGUCAAAGGGCUGGGAUGAUGAGAUGAAAUGCGGAAUGAUAUUAAAAAAGGGAAUAGUAAAGGUGAUAAAUGCUGAAAAUGAUGAGAAGCUGAAAAUAAAUCGUUUGAGAAACAUUAAACAAGGAGAAAAGGAAACAUUACAAGAUUAUAUAAGCAGAUUCGAAGCCUAUGCAGAUGCUGUAAAAGGGCUGAUGAGAAAAGGAAUUGGUAUUUGGAUAGAAUGCAGGAAAACUAUCGAUGUAAGGGAUAGAGAGAGGAAUGAUAAAAGGGGUCUACCUAUAGCUGAAGAAAAAGCCCAUGCAAAUAAUCAUAACAUCGACAGUAUAGCAGUAAUGAUAGAGGCUCUAACUAUCAACUAUAUGAAACAAGAAAUUAAUGAUGCCAGUAGGCUUGACAAGAUCGAGACAGAAAUAAAAGAGAUGAUGAGAAUGACACCAUAG